Messenger RNA from Psilocybe cubensis, 1197 nucleotides. RefSeq lists its product as uncharacterized. The transcript is spliced from 7 exons. Bases 1 to 1197 code for a protein of 398 amino acids. The record is from RefSeq and is a predicted model, not a curated record. Lineage: Eukaryota; Fungi; Basidiomycota; Agaricomycetes; Agaricales; Agrocybaceae.
AUGGUCUACUAUUCAGCUCUUCAAGCUUUAGCAGUGUCUGUCUACAUCUUAAAUGUUGAAGCGACGCAACCAAAUGCAUCAAACAUCCCCUCUGAAGCAGUUUCUAUUCCACCACUUUCCUUUGCGGUGAUGGGCCAAAAUGCCACUUUCCGAGAAAACGGGUUCAAAACAACAUUUAACCCCACAAAUGGCACACCACCCUUUUUCCAGAUAUUCCACUCGGACUUUCUCGAUAUUCUCGGGCCCAAGGCCACUGUCCGUACGAUUGCAGUAAAUGACACCUUUGCCUCGGGAUUUGCGUUUGAGGCGCCGUUCUUCAAUGCUCCGACGAACGAAAUUUUCUUUGCGAGUAGUGUGUUUGUUCCGGAAAGUAGCUUCAACCACACCAAUCGCAUCAGCAAAAUCAACAUGACUUUGGUUGAAGAAGCGUUGGCGGAAGAUGUCGCGAAUAUCAAUAUUCCGUUUACAACUCUUUCUCUUCCUGACACAAUACAAAUCAUCAACGGCGCGACUGGGCCUUUCAAGGGAUCUUUUGUACUUGCAACACGAGGCCGAGGAAAUUUACCAUCGUCGCUUGUAUCGCUGAACCCAAACCCUCCUAAUAAUGCCACUGUGCUUCUCGAUAACUUUUUCGGCCGCCAAUUUAACUCCAUGAAUGACCUUAAGCUUCAUCCCAGUGGCAACAUCUUCUUUACAGACGACGAUUUGGGCUUUAUACUCGACCAGAAACCCCCUCCGUUGCUUCCAAGCCAAGUGUACAUGUUUGAUCCAGUGACGGGACUUGUGAGAAUGGUUGCAGACAACGUCGUCUUGCCAAACGGCAUCGCAUUCAGUCCAGAUGGCAAAACAGGCUACAUUGGCGAUUCCGCAGGAGUAACCAACCAGACUUUACCUUCGACAGUAUACGCUUAUGAUGUCGAUUCCAAAACGUUUCAGUUCAGCAACAGGCGCGUUUUCGCGUUCAUAGACUGCGGAGGGCCUGAUGGGAUACAGGUUGACUCGAAAGGCAACUUGUAUGUCGCAAGUGGAGAUGGAGUCCAAAUCUUCCGCAAAGACGGCGUUCUCCUCGGCAAGAUAUUCAUCGGAUCCGACGUUGCCAACAUGGCAUUUGCAGGAGACGGAAAGUUGAUAAUCUUAGGAAAUACCCGCAUUUUUCUGGCGCAAAUCAACGCAAAGAGCGGGCUGACGAUGAUAUAA